AUGCCUUCCGAAGCCGGUCACAGAUUAUACGUCAAGGGACGUCACCUGAGCUACCAGCGCUCUCGUCACAUCACCCGUCCUGGCACCUCCCUCAUCAAGAUCGAGGGUGUCGAUGACAUCAAGGGCGCCAACUUCUACCUUGGAAAGCGUGUCGCUUUCGUCUACCGCGGCCAGAAGGAGAUCCGUGGCACCAAGAUCCGUGUGAUCUGGGGCAAGGUCACCCGCCCUCACGGCAACUCUGGCGUUGUUCGUGCCAAGUUCUCUUCUCCUCUUCCCGCUAAGUCUUUCGGCGCUUCGGUUCGUGUCAUGCUGUACCCCUCCUCGAUAUAA
Molecule: messenger RNA, 330 nt
Organism: Beauveria bassiana ARSEF 2860
Lineage: Eukaryota; Fungi; Ascomycota; Sordariomycetes; Hypocreales; Cordycipitaceae
Product: 60S ribosomal protein L33
Exons: 5
Coding region: 1-330 (109 amino acids)
Biological process (GO): ribosomal large subunit biogenesis; cytoplasmic translation
Cellular component (GO): cytosolic large ribosomal subunit; ribosome
Molecular function (GO): structural constituent of ribosome
Source: RefSeq, a predicted model, not a curated record